This is a messenger RNA of Cladocopium goreaui, 321 nucleotides long. Lineage: Eukaryota; Dinophyceae; Suessiales; Symbiodiniaceae. The record is from the annotation of a GenBank genome assembly.
AUGGUUUCCAUGGAGGAUGCGGAACGUGAGCGGAAGCGGCUCCAACAGCAGGAGUUGCAGCGAGCGCUAGCGAUACAGGUUGAAGAGGCCAGGCAAAGGAAGGAAGAAGCCCGCAGGCGGCAAGAGGCGGAGGAUGCCAAAGAGGAGGAGAGGCUGCGUCGAGAGAUUGCAGAAGAAUCGCGGCCGGUGAAGAGGCACUGCGAAAGCGCUAAGGCGCCUUUUCCCCUCCAAGGCACCAAGUCAACGGUCGCACCAAAGGAGCUGGCGCUCCAAGCUCAGCAGGUAUGGUCAAACAGGACCAAAAGUGGUGGUGUAUCCUAA